Molecule: messenger RNA, 2683 nt
Organism: Melospiza georgiana
Lineage: Eukaryota; Metazoa; Chordata; Aves; Passeriformes; Passerellidae
Gene: FGF5
Product: fibroblast growth factor 5
Exons: 5
Coding region: 1-726 (241 amino acids)
Biological process (GO): positive regulation of protein phosphorylation; regulation of cell migration; fibroblast growth factor receptor signaling pathway
Cellular component (GO): cytoplasm
Molecular function (GO): growth factor activity; fibroblast growth factor receptor binding
Source: RefSeq, a predicted model, not a curated record
AUGAGCCCGUCCUUCCUCCUCCUCCUCCUCCUCCUCGCCUUGCCCGCCCGCGCCCGGCGAGAGCAGGUGCCCGGCGGGGCGCAGCGGGGCCGCAACGCCCCCGCGUCUUCCUCCUCCUCCUCCUCUUCCUCCGCGGCGGCGGCGGGGCCGAGCCGCUUCCCGCGGAGCCGCCCGGAUCGGCGGCGGGGCCGGCUGUACUGCCGGGUGGGCAUCGGCUUCCACCUCCAGCUGCACCCCGACGGCCGCGUGGACGGCGCCCACGACGCGAGUCCGCUCAGUAUUUUGGAAAUAUUUGCUGUGUCUCAGGGGAUUGUAGGAAUACGAGGAGUUUUCAGCAACAAAUUUUUAGCGAUGUCAAAAAAAGGAAAACUCCAUGCAAGUGCUCGCUUCACGGUGGACUGCCAUUUCCGGGAGCGCUUCCAGGAGAACAGCUACAACACCUACGCCUCGGCCGUGCACCGCAGCCCCCGCUCGGGCCGCCCGUGGUACGUGGCGCUCAACAAGCGCGGCAAGGCCAAGCGCGGCUGCAGCCCCCGCGCCCGGCCUCAGCACGUCUCCACGCACUUCCUGCCCCGCUUCGGGCACCCGCAGCCCCCCGAGCUCGCCUUCACCGUGGCCCUGCCCGACAAGAAGCCGCCGCCGCCGCCCAAGGCCCGGCCCGCCCCGGCCCCGCCGCGCAGGAGCCCCGGCCCCGCCCGCUACCGGCUCAAGUUCCGCUUCGGGUAGGGCCGCACCGGGCAGCUCGGGGGUGACCCCGCCGCGGGGACCCGUGUCUCCCUCCGCACAUGGACACCGGGAGCCUCCCGGGCCGGGAUUGGAUCGUCUCUUCACCGCACGGACCGGGCGCCAUCCCCGGAGGCGUGCCAAGGAGAAUUCCUGCCGUGAAUUCCAGCACUGGACGGGACCUCGGCCACCUCAGAGGUACUGCUGCAGUGCUGGAGAGAGCAAACCAGAAACCUGAGAGGAUGAAGAGGAUUCCUAGGUUCCUUUCCAGGCAAUUUCCGCCUUCAGAGGAGGUGCAAAUCCACAUGGAGCUGGGAAGGGCGAUGUGAGGAGUGCAGUGAGCUGGCACUGCCCCCCAGCUCCCUGGGUUGGAGACAUCCAACGACCUUGUGAGAGGAAAAAAGCCUUGCCAUCCAUUUUCACCCUGCAGUCACCCCUACCGCAGGCGUAUGCCUUGUUCCACAUCCCCCAGGAGGAUUUGUGUGUGUCCUGCACUCCCGAAUCCAUGGCUUGGAAGGAGCAGCCUUGAGCACGAGUGAGAGGAAGAGGAUUUCCUAUGGAGCAGCUGUGCCUUCUCACACUUGCGGCAGGCAGCGUGCGCUUGCUGUGAAAGCUGAGCCUGCCUUGGGAAUUCUGGGCUUUGCAGUCGCGCAUUGUCGUGUCCUGUGUCUGGUUCCCUCUGAUUUCUGUUCCUGCCCUUGCUUCUCUCUGAUUCCCUGGUAUGUACAUCUUCAAACACUUACUGGUGUGCCUUCCUGGCCUCUUGAGGAAAACAUAUUAACAGCUACCAUAAAUAGUAGUUUGGGGGGGGAUCUUGCUACGAGGAGCUAAAAAACAUUUUUAUAGUGCUUAGAUUGUCAGCAUAGCUGGUGAACGGGAGAGCCACUGAGUGGCUUCCUUGUCCUGUGUGAUUUUCCCCCUUUUUCUGGUGCUGGGAGAUGAUUAUGGCAUAAUUUACUAGCAUGUGUCAAAUGUCUUUGGUAGCAUUUGUGGGCCAAGAGCACAUGUGCUGCAUAGUUCAGCCAUUGCCAUACCUCAUGUGCUGUCCUGUUUCAAGCUUCUAAUUCAGGAAAAACCUCACUUUUUUUAAAUGCCUUUUAAAUUAAUUUUUUAAAUUAUUAUUAUGCAGGAUUGACUCUUCACAGAAUCAUAGAAUCCCAGAAUGGUUUUGCUUGAGAAGAACCUUAAAGUUCAUCUCAUUCCGUGCCCCUGCCAUGAGCAGGGACAACUUCCAUGGGACUAAGUUGCUCCUAGUGCUGUGUAAUCUGGCCCUGAACAUAUCCAAGGAAAAUAAUGGGAGUCUUUUAGCCCACAGCUGGGACACAGGACCACAGGUUGUUAAUCCCUUGUGUCCAAACAGAGAUGUUUGCUCCUGAAAUCCCAGAUGGAACUGAUCCAAACCAAACCUGGGUUUGAGUUCCAUCAGCCAGAGGAGGGAAUGAGCCCUGGUGCCAGCCAUCCUGCGGGUGCCCCACAGGUCUUAGCAUUUCUCUACUGUCAUUUGCUUUGUGUGAUUCUCCCUUGAUCAGAGAGGGCAGAAGAAGAGGCAGGAGGGGGAGCUCAUUUUGUUUCUGUGAACUCCAGGCUGGGGGCAGAUGCAGAGAACUUUGGGUGCAAAUAAUCCUGCCCAAACACAGUCAGCUUGAACCUCUCUUGGGCACUUUUGGAUCUCUCUGUGCCAUUCCUCCUGUGAUCCUUUAGCUGCGAGGUGUGGGCUCAGAAACACCUGCCCCUACUGGAUGCACUAUUACACAUGUAAAUUUAGGUUAUUAGGAAAGUAAUCAGGUGUAAUGAAAACGUGUUCUGUUUAGAAAACACAGAAAGCAGGUGUUUUGGCACACUUGUUAACAGUAGGUCUUGCACUUUGUUUCUGUUUUUUUAAUCCUGUUUUUAGGAGGACCACUAAAUUAGAAAAUUAAAAGUGAGGGAGAAAAUGUUGCUUUCAUUUUCUAUGCUUUGC